Molecule: messenger RNA, 2166 nt
Organism: Ailuropoda melanoleuca (giant panda)
Lineage: Eukaryota; Metazoa; Chordata; Mammalia; Carnivora; Ursidae
Gene: HHLA2
Product: HHLA2 member of B7 family
Exons: 8
Coding region: 179-1375 (398 amino acids)
Biological process (GO): immune response; cellular response to lipopolysaccharide; positive regulation of T cell proliferation
Cellular component (GO): external side of plasma membrane
Source: RefSeq, a predicted model, not a curated record
AUAUGAGUCUCCAGAGGAAACUCACAGAGGCAGUGGUUUCCCCUGCCCUGUAUUUCGAGACGCGGGAUACCAUACUGUGAGGCAUGACCUCUGACUUCCUUCGUGACUGUCCUCCGUGGCUGAGGGGCCAGAUGCACAAGUAGAAGGAACAUGAAAACUAGUAUGACUUCCACAAGACAUGAAGGCACAGGCAGUGCUGUCUAUCAUCCUCAUUCUUGUACCAUCGCUAAGUGGAUUUCAUGAUACAUUCCUUUUAGCUUCCCCCAGUCUUGUUACUACUGAGGAAGAGCAAAUAGUCAUUGGAAGACUUGGUGAAGAUAUAAUUCUCCCUUGCUCAUUUGAAAGUGAGCCUGAAGUCGUAAUUCACUGGAAGAAUCAAGAUAAGUAUGCUUACUCAUACUACAAGGGCAGGGACUAUUUGGAAAAUCAAGAUCACAAAUACACAAACAGGACAUCCCUCUUCCAUAGUGAAAUUCACAAUGGGAAUGCCUCUUUAUCUUUAAGAAGAUUAAGCCUUCUGGAUGAAGGAAUUUAUGUAUGCUAUGUGGGAACAACAUCUAGAAAAAUCAUAAAUAAAGUGGUGCUAAAGGUGGGAGCUUUUGUCACACCUGUGAUGAAGUAUGAAAAGAGGAACAUAGACAGCUUCUUAAUAUGCAGCGUGUUAAGUUAUCCUCAUCCACUUAUCACAUGGAAAACGGACAAUACGUCCAUCUCUGAAAGCAAUAUGGGAGAAAUUGAAUCUUUGGGUCCUUUUUAUGUUUACAGCAUGAUAAAUAUUACAGGAUCAAAUUUAUCUUAUGAAUGUGCUAUUGAAAACUCAUUACUGAAACAAACAUGGACAGGGGGAUGGACAAUGAAAGAUGACCUUCAUAAAAUGCAAAGUGAAAAUUUUUCACUCUCAUGUGCAUUUACAAACAGUAUUUUUUUACUGGAUCAAGACUUCAUAGUCACUUGGUACAACAUGGAAAAAGAGACUUCCUCCAUCCUGGCUUUCUUUCUGAGCUCCUCACGAAAUGCAACUAUCUAUGAACCCCGAGUCUCCUGGAACAAAGAGCAGAUAAACCAGAGUGACUUUUCCUUGACUUUGAAGGAUCUUAGUCUUUCAGACAGUGGGGAAUACUUAUGCAAUAUUUCUUCAAGUAAAUAUACUUUGCUCACCAUCCAAACACUGCAUGUAGUAGAACAGAGUCAAAGCAGAACCGCCUGGAUAAUUACUCUGCCUUUGGUGAUUUUGGGUUUCCUGGCAAUUGGCAUAUUCUGUAUGUUAAAAAGACACAACUGUUCCAGGAGAGAAAGGUCUUCUGAGAGGGCCAACACAGCUAAUGCAGAGGAAAGCAAGGCUCUUUCAGAACACCCAGCCGGUACAGAAAAUUAAGACAGUUCUGUGUCAACACCUGAUGAGCACCCUUAAUACCCAGUGACUUCGCUUCCCCCUUUCUUCACUGCAAUUCCUGCUGUGGCUUGUCAGGGCCUAAUAAUUCUACCUUUGGAAAGACUUGCAACCAUUGUUUUUCCCACUAUCACAUUUACUCAUCAAGUCCUAACAUGCCUGGAUGCCAAUUCCAACUUAGAAAAGAACUGUUUCAUUCAGUGACAUUCCUGCUGCAGUCAGACCAGGAGGCCACACUGAGGUUCCCAUCAAGAUCAUAGAGGAAAUGUAUCACUAAGUGCUGAUUCAAAAUCUGAUCAACUAAUGAUGGGUGAGAGAGCACAUAGAAGCAGGAAUCACUUUAGUGAAAAGGUGAAAAACCAGGGCAAUUGAUAUGGUAAAGUACUGUACUCCAGUUUUAUAUGCAUAGUUAAUAUCAGUUUAACCAACUAGAUUUAAUAUGGUGAGUCUUAGGGACUCCAAAGUGUAAAUGUCAGUAUCUCCAAGAUUGCCUAGAGCAAAGGGCCCUAUCAAGUCAAGAACUGACAUCUCUGGGGGUUGGGUUAUACCUUCCAACACCAGGUUUGCAUAGCUGAGUGACAUUAGCUAUGAAGAUAAGUUGAUUCACUCUUCCGACUCGGUUGUCAUAUUGUUAAUCAGCCUUAUAAUAAAUUUAGAUUUCCACAUAUACUUUUACCCAAAGAAUGCACAGCCCAGCUGAUUUGAUGAUCUCUUCCCUUUAUUUUAAUCAAUUUAUAAGAAAGAAAAAUUCUGACCAGGAUUUUAGUGACUUCGGU